AUGCAGAUUACGAAUACAAAUUCAGCGACUAUUAGUACUGGUAUAAGAGAAGGCAGGGAGGAAGAGAGAGACAGAGUGACACAUACUUGUUCAUUCUUUGAUCAAAAUUAUAAAUUAAAUGAGGAGAUUGUGGAAGAGAUUGGCAGUCAAGAACACAAUCAAGGUGGAGAAAAUGAACCAACUCAAGGAGAAGGAAAUGAGGGUGGCGAUGAUGAGGGUGGCGAUGACAACGUAAUCCAACAAGUAAAUGAAGAGAUUGUGGAAGAGAUUAGCAGUCAAGAACACAAUCAAGGUGGAGAAUAUGAACCAUCUCAAGGAGAGGGAAAUGAGGGUGGAGAUGAUGAGGAGGACUCGGAUGAGGAAGAUGGAGACAAGGAUGAUGAUCAGAGGAGGACUCGGAUGAAGAGGAACAAGCGGAAAUAG
Molecule: messenger RNA, 423 nt
Organism: Papaver somniferum (opium poppy)
Lineage: Eukaryota; Viridiplantae; Streptophyta; Magnoliopsida; Ranunculales; Papaveraceae
Product: major centromere autoantigen B-like
Exons: 2
Coding region: 1-423 (140 amino acids)
Source: RefSeq, a predicted model, not a curated record